Messenger RNA from Gasterosteus aculeatus aculeatus (three-spined stickleback), 4351 nucleotides. It is a transcript of the gene efna3b, whose product is annotated as ephrin-A3b. Gene Ontology annotation, molecular function: ephrin receptor binding. Gene Ontology annotation, cellular component: plasma membrane. The record is from RefSeq and is a predicted model, not a curated record. NCBI's taxonomy places the organism in Eukaryota, Metazoa, Chordata, Actinopteri, Perciformes, Gasterosteidae. Gene Ontology annotation, biological process: ephrin receptor signaling pathway; axon guidance.
GAGAGAGAGAGGGGGAGGAAAGGGGAGAGACGGGUGGGCAGGCUGCUCGCCGUAAACGAUGGUUGUCGGAUAAAGAGUCUUGAGGAGCUAAUGAAACUGGCCGCUUGAAUUGUUUGCAGCCAUUAUAGAGCCCAGUGGCCCCGCGUGCUCCGCAUCCAUCGGUCCCUCGGAAGGAAAAACCGCAGCCGCGCGCAGAUACAGUUGUUUUAUUUCUUUUUUUUUUUCUUCUUCUUCUUCUUCUCUUGUAAGGACUUGCUUACUAUCUCUUAUUUUACCACCGUUCGUACUCUUAGUUCUCCCCCAGUCCGCCUUUACACGUCAGCAGCAGUCAACUCUUUCCCUGCGGACGAGGACCGUUUCAUGCCCGGAGGAAGACCGACCCCCCGCUCGGACCCGCUACCGGCCUCGCGCGCUCCUCCGGCGGUCUCAGAAGCGGCAGUUCCCGGCAUUUGCUGGGAUGUUUGAGUCGCGUUGUUUGGUGGGGUGAAGGGACCGAGAGCGUGGUCGAGACAGCGAGCGGACCGGGGGGGCCGAGCGAGGAGGAGGCGGGAGCAUGGCUCUGGUGGCGCUGUCUCUCUGGGUGCUAACGAGUCUCACCUGGGCGGACGUGGUCCAGGUGACCGCCAACAGGCAUUCCGUCUACUGGAACAGCUCCAACAUACACUUGCGUCGGGAGGGCUACACCAUGCAGGUGAACGUCAACGACUACCUGGACAUCUACUGCCCCCACUACAACGACAGCCAGCGCGGCGCGGGCAGCGGGGAGCAGUACGUCCUCUACAUGGUCAGCUAUCGCGGGUACAGGAACUGCGACCCCCAGCUGGGCUUCAAGAGGUGGGAGUGCAACCGGCCCCACGCCCCCCACGCGCCCAUCAAGUUCUCCGAGAAGUUCCAGCGCUACAGCGCCUUCUCGCUGGGCUACGAGUUCCACGUGGGACACGAGUACUACUACAUCUCCACGCCCACCCAUCACCACGGCCGCAGCUGCCUGAGACUACGAGUCUACGUCUGCUGCUCCACAGCUUCUGACGCAGAUGAUGAGCAGGGGCCUACAGAACCGGACUACACGCUUCGACCAGGCCUGAAUAUCAACGAUAUCGAUGAAUUCAACCCUUUUGUUCCCAAGCUGGAGAAGAGUGUCAGCGGAAGCAGCCCAUCCAGGGAUCGCCUUCUCCUCACCGUGACGAUGCUCUUUCUGGCCGCCCUCUUCAUCUCCUAGCAACGGCCAUCCCAUCAGCGUCACCAUGCCAACUAGCCUUGGGAGGGUGUACAGUAUCGGCGGAUGGGAGCGUUGAGGAGAGAGAGGGGGGGGGACAGGAGGAGAGGGGCAGAAAGCGAGGAGAGUUAGGAUGCCAGAAAUAGAGCAGAAGAGGAGCAAAGAAAUGAGUGUUUUCAAGCAUCACAGUGUGAAUGUGUGUGUGAAUGUGUGUGUGUGUGUGUGUGUGUGUGUGUGUGUGUGUGUGUGUGUGUGUGUGUGUGUGUGCGCUCGUACAGCUGUGUGUUUGAGGGAGGGUUGUUUUGGUGGAGUUGAAAGACCUUCAGGCACUCUGACACAGACUGAACCGUAUGUCACGUGCAACAAAGUCAGCCUGUGCAUACAGAUACAGGUGUGGUAGACUGUGUGUGUGUGUGUGUGUGUGUGUGUGUGUGUGUGUGUGUGUGUGUGUGUGAGUCUGCACAGGCCAUAGUUUGAGCUUGUUGAAUCGUGCACACCACGCAAAGCAUUUAUACACCAGGAGAGGCGAGGCUGAAAUCCAAGCAAAAAGAAAAAGGCGUCAAAUCCACCCACCCAAUUGAAAACCAUUCGAAGACUUUCCCCGGGAUCCGAUUGGCUGAAACACUUCCUUAGCGGUAGUUGCCAUAGUUUCUUGCACAAGAAUUAAACUGACCUCAAAUGAACUGAAUCAGAUAGAUUUCAUCACAAGUGAACAGUGAUUGCCUUUUUUUUUGUCGUCGUUGUUGUUGUUGUUGUUGAUCUUGAUGUUGGGAACUUGGGGGGAGAAGCAGCUGAUGACCUGUGCAGGUCCUGUGUAGGAAACUAGUCAAAGUAGCCGAUAGUUCCAGAGCCAAUCCCGGGAAUCCAGACGCCUCCAGUGUUUGAGUUGUCUACUCUCUCCCGUCUGUAUCCUGCGCUCACCAUCGGCCUCCAGCACUCUAAUGAAGGCAGCAGGACCGGACGGGGGUCAGAGCGUUUAAAGCGACGAUGUACUGUUGACACAGAACACUGCAAGGGGUUUGUUGCUGCUGUAAGUCUGCUGCGUCACUCCUCCGUCCCGCCUUGGAGGUACUCGGUUGGUCCACCGUCGUCUCCGGGGGGUAAAAGAAUCACACCGCGGAGGCGCUCAGCAAUACUGCCCAACAUUCACCCCGCCGGCUGCUUGGAGGAGAGCGAGAGGAGCGGGGGAGGAGGGAGGAAGAACAGUCACCCGCGCGUCCUCUGACGGGUCCAGUCCCGGACAAUAGGAAGCUCUCCACUGAUCAGUGUUAGCGUAGCAUUGCACUCCACCAAUCUCAUCUCUGUGAACUAAUAAAUAAAAUAAAAAAACACAUCAAAAACGCAUACUAAAGCAACAAGUAAUACAGUACAUACAAACCAAGUGCAUUGGUGGGGAGGUACGGCAAUUCAAACCUUAAAAACAACUGUACCAGUCGGGUCCUUCAGAAUAGUGUUUCCAUAGCAACUAGCACCUUAUUCACCAUGGUUACCCAACUCUGCCAAACGAUGGACUCUAGUAGGCAAUGGCUCACCAUAGUAGCUGAUAACAAUGAGGAUGAUGAUGACGAAGAUGAUCACAAUGAGGACGACAAUGACGAUGAUGGUGGUGGCUAAUCGACGAGGUCACGCUAUGGCUCCCCCACUGGCGCCUGAGGCGUUCAAGUACUUGUGUAAAUGUCGUAAAGGACAAAGAAUGGAACAACAAUGUCUUGAAAUUUGCCACGGUGAAAUGUUAUGUAAGCAUUUUACAAACUGGAAACUUGUGUUUUUAUAUACAUUUUUUUUUUUUUAAGUUUACUGUGGUGUAUUUUUGGUUAUCUUGAGAGGGGAGACGGGGGGUUUAAAGUUGGGGGAUUGGGUGGUUUGAGCCAUAUGUAAACUUGUGUUGCACUCUGUGAGUCUCAUUGACAAAUCUGACAGAGCUUUUGGUUCUCAACCGCGUUGGCUUGUGACCGAUUUAACGGCCCCAAUUAUACACGUUAUAAAAUCGUUUUUUCAAUCCGAGAGAAUGAUCCCCAAACAAAAGGGACAUGGAAUAAUUACACUUCCUGAAGAGGAAAGUCAGUGACGUUGGUCUGACUGAACACGUUUCCAGCAGUCCUCCGGUUGUCCCUCAGGAGAACACUGAUGGGUCAACACGCGAGACGCCGGCGCAGCCUUCACCACGUGGAGGGCCGUUAGGAGGCAACAGAAAGACUCCACAUCUCCUAUUCAGCACCUUUUAAGCAUUUCGUGAUGAGUCACAUUCAUAUUUCUUAACCUCCAAGGGAGGAACCAGCUUACAAAUAUUAGUUUUGGUUCUGGGAAGAACAUUUCCUGAAGUUUUUUUGGAUGAAUAAUGAGUGUAUUCCACCCGGUUGGGAACAAGUGAUAUGUGUAUUUCGUCUUUAGGAGUGAAUUUUCUUUUCAUCAGUGUGCGCUUGCGGUUUGCUAGUAAUGUGGCUUUUAUUUGUCCAAAUGAAUGUGUCCGUUUUGGGGAUCAUUUUUUUUCAACCAAACGUUAAGAGACGGCCCCCCCAAGUAAACAACAAAAGCAACCAGACAUGAGAAAACCUUGUGGUUUUGGAGCAUCAUUGAGAACGUUGCAUUAUAUGACAGAAAGUGAGCCAACCCAGGUGUAUAAAUGGCUCUUUGUGGGAGGGGCUAGGUAGGAGAGGUUUUUGGUCCUGGUGUGGACGGGGAGGGUUAACCACCGCUCAAGAAGUUGCACUUAAGAACUUACACGAGAAUAAGAAAGUGUGCCGGUGUGUGUGUGUGUGUGUGUGUGUGUGUGUGUGUGUGUGUGUGUGUGUGUGUCAGUCAGGGAGAGUUAAGAGCUCAUUUCUGUUGAUCACUUCAUAUCUGUGUGCAGGAGCUCUUGAGUGCAGAUGCUGUCUGUCUUUGUGUGUGUGUGUGUGUGUGUGUGUGUGUGUGUGUGUGUGUGCGCGUAUGAGUGAGAGAGGGUGUUUUUUUUGGUCUGGCAAAAGAAAAAAAAGCAUUUAUUAAUGUUGGAAACAACAAUUACAAUCAUGUUUACCUUCGACUGGAAUGACUUUAAAUGAACUUGAAAAUAAACUGUAAACUGAACAAACCAUAACAGAGGUAAUAACAAUGACCAUGAUAACAAAAUAAUAAGCUUACAAAUCUUACUUUUAA